GCUCAAACGAUGGCCCGCGAGGACAAGAAGCGCAGAAAGCACGACAGCUCUUCGGAAGAUGAAGGCCACGGCCGCCGCUCCAAAUCUCCAGUCGAACCGAGGGAUAAGCGGCGCAAGUCAAAAUCGCCCGAAAAAGUGGAGCGUGUGGAGAAGGAAGGCGGCGGAGGAGCUGACUUCUCGCUGUCGAUCCAGGAGACGAACAAGCUGCGCGCCCAGCUCGGCCUCGCCCCGCUUGAAGAGGACACAGGACCGAAAGUGAGAGACGCAGAAGAUGGCGAGCUCACCGACAAGAUUAUCAACGAAGAGGGAUUCGAGUUCAGGCAUCGAAAGGCAGACAACUGGGGAGACAAGAAGCGCGACGACGCCAUCAAGGAGAAAAUCGAGGUGGCGAAGAAGAAGCGAGAGGUCUACUCAAAAGUGCUCAAAUCAAGAGGGCUCGCUGAUGAUAGCUCGGAUGACGAGGCUUCGGGAUGGGUGACAAAACAGCGACAGCUUGAUGAAGAGAAAAAGAAGGCGGAAGAGAGGGCGAAGGCGCUCGACGCGCUGGACGAGGAGCUCGCCGAUUCCGGCGCUAUCGAGGGCCAGAGCAAGAAAAAGAAGACGGGCAAGAAGAAGCCAGCGAGCAACGCGAUGACGGGCGGCCUGACCAUCGGCCACAGCAAAGACGAAUUCCUCUCCGGCCAGGAGCAGAUUCUCGUCCUCGAGGACAAGGGCGUUCUCGACGACGGCGAGGAGGUGCUCGUCAACCCGAACAUUGUCGACAAGGAGCGCACGACGCGGAAUGUCGACCUGAAGAAGAAGCGAGGCGCCAGAGAGUAUGGAGACGACUUGGACGAGUUCGGAAAUCCAAAAGAGGGCAUGCUGUCGAAAUAUGACGAAAUGGACGGGCCGGAGAGGACGACGUUUCGAUUGGAUGAUAGGGGGGGAGAGGUGGACAUCGAGAAAGAGAAGGAAGAACGCGAGAUGCGCCAACGUCUCCUGAUGGCCGGCAAGAUUCUCGUCAACCUCGACGACAGCAACAAGUUCACCCGCGCAUCCGAAUUCUACACCCAAGAGGAGAUGAUCUCUUUUCCGGAAAACGACAUAAUCCCCGGGAUCAACCUGGAUGACGUGCUGAUCGACGAUGAUGCGGAGGAUGAGCUGCAGUCGAUGCUCGAGAAGGCCAGACGAUUGAAACAACAGCCAACAAGGACGGCUGGUGCUCGGGAUAUCAAGGUCGAAGUCAAGGAGGAACCUAUGGAGGAGGGAGAGCAGCAGAUGCAGGCGACAAUUAACGCGAAGGAAACUGAAAGAAGCCGAAGAAGAAGC
This is a messenger RNA of Mesorhabditis spiculigera, 1308 nucleotides long. The record is from the annotation of a GenBank genome assembly. Lineage: Eukaryota; Metazoa; Nematoda; Chromadorea; Rhabditida; Rhabditidae.